AUGAAGGGACUGUGCAAAGUGGCAGCAUCUGCAAUGGCUCUGUUCCUGACAGUGUCCUUCAUAUCUUUCUGCUGGAGUGCACCUCAGGCUCAUUUCCAAAGGAGAAACUGGACUCCUCAGGCUAUGCUGUAUUUGAAGGGUGCACAGGGACGUCGAUUCAUCUCUGAUGAGAGCCAGCAAAAGAAUCUGUAUGGCAGGAUGCAGCUUGAAACACGCAGCCAAAACACAAAUCCUUUCUCUCUUCCUGAAGCUGUGGCGCUCCUCCUUAGCUCCUUAUGGAAAGCACAAGAAGAAGCUGAAGAAGAGAUCAGUGAUCACCCUGGCUACUUGACAGACAAGCUAUCAAGCUGGUGAAAUACCUCAAGGUUCUUUAACAUUUGUAUUGCCCUGAGAUCAUGCCUUGUGUAUUUCCUCCAUCCUCACUUCAGUUCCCAAGGCUGCUGUACAUAUGCCUUGCAAAAUUAUGGAUGCUUCAGAGUUAUUAGAAUGAUUAAAAUUCGUUUGUUCAGGUAAGGGCAGCAUUUGUUAAGUUCCUGCU
Dryobates pubescens (Downy woodpecker) is the source of this 538-nucleotide messenger RNA. RefSeq names its product spexin hormone (gene SPX). Lineage: Eukaryota; Metazoa; Chordata; Aves; Piciformes; Picidae. The record is from RefSeq and is a predicted model, not a curated record. Gene Ontology annotation, cellular component: cytoplasm. Bases 1 to 354 code for a protein of 117 amino acids. Gene Ontology annotation, molecular function: neuropeptide hormone activity. The transcript is spliced from 6 exons. Gene Ontology annotation, biological process: positive regulation of gastro-intestinal system smooth muscle contraction.